UAUCCCUGCCGAACCACUUUAAACAGGUAACAUAUGUUCAUGGUUCCACAGGUAAAGCUCCCAGAGCGAGCUUCGAAGUGGUAUAGGUUACACGAGAUUAACAGAGGAAGUUGAUUAACGACAGAAAACUUUUGUUUAUUGUUAAUUGAACAUCUUUAUAAGUUAUAAUCCUUUCACCGUUAAAAAGUUAAAAGUAUAGUUGGAACUUUUUUUUUCAGCAAUUAAAAAAUCGAAAUGCACGUUAAUUAGUAACGCGUCGAGAUAGUAAAAAGGUAUUGUUUAGGGACACUCAGGUACUCAACGCAAACCGUUCAUAUUCGGACAGAGGUGCUCGUGCCAGUCAUUUUGUUUUUAGUUUCAUUUGCCUAAAAAUCGGCAAAUAGACAGAAACAAUUAAAUUCCCGAUUUUUAAAAUUAUGCUUGUUAUCGUCAACGCUGCCUGGAUAUUUUAAGUUAUGUUUGUUUGGGAACAACAAUGUAUGCCCGUCGCUUGGAAGAAAUGCAGGAGACGCCACCAAAUUAUCAAACGCUCUAUGACGACCUGGAGGAAUAUAUAAAAGAAAUGGAAAAUAGGGCUCAAAACAGCAGUGAGAGCGAUGACGUUCAUGCACAACUGACUCAGAAAGAACAAGAUUUAAUUUUGGCUGCUCAGUUAGGGAAGGCUCUCCUUGAGAAAAAUGAAGAACUCAGUUUGAUUAAUGAAAAACUAACAGAAAAUUAUUCAAACAAACUUGAGCUCCUGGAGCAGGAAAAACAUGCGUUGCGGAGGAAGUUGGAUUCUGUGGAAAGAGAGUAUGACAGCCGCGUGGUGGAGCUGCAAGCGGAUAUAGCAGAGCUGAGGAAAGAGCUCGAAGGCCACGAGGUGUCGUUAAAGUCAACAGAGAAGGAAAAAAGUAAAGUUGUCCAGGAACUUCAAGAACAGAACCAUAGAUUGACUCUUGCUCUAAAACAGGCCAACAAGUCAGAGGAACAACUAAGGAACCAAUUGAAAUCACUUCGUCAACAAUUCACUGUCCGAAGCUCGAAUUUCUCCGAUCACAUUUCUCAACUUGAAGGACUUAGGGAAGAAAUCGAUAUUCUGACGGAGAGAAAAUAUGAUCUGGAACGCAGAAUUGAAGACCUUGGGGAAGAGCGUGAGAGCCUCAGUAUGUCCUUAGAAGAAUCUGGUGAUCAUAUAGUCAUGUUGGAUCAUAAAAACAAAGAACAAGAACAAUAUAUUCGAAACCAGAAGAGGGAAAUGGAAGAGCUCAGACAUGCUAAUAUUCAGCUACAAGCUAAAAUAGACUCUAUCCUCCAGAGAUGCAUUUCACCAAACUUCGAACAGACGUCCAUCCACAACGAAAUCGAGAUGUCGUCGCACUCGUCCAUAGAAGAUGAAUUAAAGCCGCUAAAUGGAAGUCAGAACGGUAGGAUUAGACCUCAGACCCAACCAGGGUCAAAUGUUGGUUUCCAUGUGGACCUGGGAGAUGUAGAUAUUGAAAGCGAAAACUCUGAAAUGUUUACUGAAUUUCCAAUUCCAGACGCUAAAGAUGGUUGGAAGUUUCGGCAAGAGCUAGUUGAGAUCUAUAAUCAGAUUAAACUGUUGUGUGAAGACCUGAGGAGAAAACGAGACUGCUUAUCAGCGGAUAGUGGCUUUUCGUCAUCACCAGACGACGUACAGGCACAACACAUGCGCGUUGGGAUGAUAACGGCGGUACUCAAGGAAUUAAGAGCCCUUAUGCAUGAUCUAAUAACCAAUUACAGUGAAAUACCAUGCUCAGCUUGCCAGACAGUUGCUCAGGAGAGGGAUCUGUUGGAAAAAGUUCAAAAGGAACUUAAAGAAAAAACCAAGGAACUGAAAAAGAAAGAAGAAAGCGUGUCUGAACUCACAAAAAAAGUAGCCAUUCAAGAAACAGAUGUAGCCCUUCUAAACGAAGAAAGAAAUCAGCUUCGUGAUGAUAUUAGCAACAGUAAAAUUGCUAAGGAUGAAAUUGUUAAAAAGGCAUGGGAUGUGCGUGAUGGAGCAGUUGCAAGGUAAAAUGCAGUAGAGAUUGAACUUGCCAAAACUAGGAUUGAUAUGAUGCAUAUUAAUAGUCAGCUGAUGGAAGCCGUUCAACAAAAAGUGGAGUUAUCCCAACAAUUAGAACAGUGGCAGGUGGACAUGCAAGCCCUUCUAGACGAGCAACUGAAAGCUAAGCUACAGAAUCAAGAACAAGAAGAUAAGAAAAGACUACAUACUCAUCCUCGUAAAUUUACUAAGAACAGCAAGGGCAAAAUUUUUAAACUUUGGAGGUGACCAUCUGGACUACUGUUUAUCAAGAGUUACACAAAGCUUCCUAAAAGAGAGGUUUUGGAUUUCCUGCUGAUGAGUUACGUAACGUGUAGGGUAUAAUAAAGAGUUAAUGUUCUUCGUGUAUAUAAUGUAUAGUUAAGAUCUUAAAGAACAAAAUAAUAUAAUACAAAAAGGCAGAUUUUACCUUUCAUUUCAAAACUAUUUAUUCCUGCUAUUUCUUAAGAUAGAAGCAUUUGUUUAGAAAUAAAAUAAUUUUCUUAUUUUUGUAUAAGUAUUAUUGAAACCAUUAUGUAAAAAUUAUGUUUUAAUAAUGAAAUAAGUCUAAAAAAAUACAACUUUUUUGUAAUUAACAAUUAUACCAUGGAUGAUAUGUUGAAGUUGUAAGUUUUGAAUUAACGUCUCAUGAUGAUAAAGUACCAUAAGUACAAUUUACUGAAUCUCAUUUUAAGAUUCAUGACCUCAGUUUUAAGGCUUAGUAUCAUAUGUUUUCAGGUUUUCUAUGCAACAUGCACUGUCCAAGGCUCUUUAUAACAAAUGUUUGUAUGUUAAUGGUAUAUCAUAAAUACCAAAGGGACCAAUAAGAUAUUGUUAUUCACUGU
Limulus polyphemus (Atlantic horseshoe crab) is the source of this 2871-nucleotide messenger RNA. RefSeq names its product bicaudal D-related protein homolog. Lineage: Eukaryota; Metazoa; Arthropoda; Merostomata; Xiphosura; Limulidae. The coding region runs from base 476 to 2017 and encodes 513 amino acids. The transcript has 11 exons. The record is from RefSeq and is a predicted model, not a curated record.